Molecule: messenger RNA, 3928 nt
Organism: Fukomys damarensis (Damara mole-rat)
Lineage: Eukaryota; Metazoa; Chordata; Mammalia; Rodentia; Bathyergidae
Gene: Antxr2
Product: ANTXR cell adhesion molecule 2
Exons: 16
Coding region: 101-1336 (411 amino acids)
Cellular component (GO): membrane
Molecular function (GO): signaling receptor activity
Source: RefSeq, a predicted model, not a curated record
GUUCUGUCUCAUUUUUUUCAGAUCCGGAAGUGUGGCAAAUAACUGGAUUGAAAUUUUCAAUUUUGUCCAGCAACUUACAGAGAGAUUUGUGAGCCCUGAAAUGAGAUUAUCUUUCAUUGUGUUUUCUUCUCAAGCAUCCAUUAUUUUGCCAUUAACUGGAGACAGAGGAGAAAUCCAGAAAGGUUUAGAAGAUUUAAAACGUGUGAGUCCGGUAGGAGAGACAUAUAUCCACGAAGGACUAAAGCUAGCAAAUGAACAAAUUCAGAAAGCAGGAGGCUCAAAAACCUCCAGUAUCAUAAUUGCUCUGACAGAUGGUAAGUUGGACGGUCUGGUGCCAUCAUAUGCAGAGAAAGAGGCAAAGUUAUCCAGGUCACUUGGGGCUAAUGUUUACUGUGUUGGUGUCCUUGAUUUUGAACAAGCUCAGCUUGAAAAAAUUGCUGAUUCCAAGGAACAAGUUUUUCCUGUCAAGGGUGGUUUUCAGGCUCUUAGAGGAAUAAUCAAUUCUAUACUAGACCAGUCAUGUACUGAAAUCCUGGAAUUGAGUCCUUCAAGUGUCUGUGUGGGGGAGGAAUUUCAGAUUGUUCUGAGUGGAAGAGGAUUCAUGUUGGGCAGUCGGAAUGGCAGCGCUCUCUGUACUUACACUGUGAACGAAACAUACACAAGGAGUGUAAGACCAGUAAGUGUACAGCUUAAUUCUAUGCUUUGUCCUGCACCCAUCCUGAAUAAAGCUGGAGAAACUCUCGAUGUUUCAGUGAGUUUUAAUGGAGGAAAAUCUGUCAUCUCAAGUUCAUUAAUAAUUACAGCUACAGAAUGUUCCAACGGAAUUGCAGCCCUCAUUGCUAUUUUGGUCUUAUUGCUACUUGUGGGCAUUGGUUUGAUGUGGUGGUUUUGGCCCCUUUGCUGCAAAGUGGUUAUCAAAGAUCCUCCUCCACCACCACCACCUGCACCUAAACAGGAAGAAGAAGAUCCUCUACCCAACAAGAAAUGGCCAACUGUGGAUGCUUCCUAUUAUGGUGGCCGAGGGGUUGGAGGAAUUAAAAGAAUGGAGGUUCGCUGGGGUGACAAAGGAUCUACUGAGGAAGGUGCAAGGCUAGAGAAAGCCAAAAAUGCUGUGGUGACGCUUCCUGAAGAAGAGGAGGAACCAAUCAGGCCUAGACCACCUCGAUCCCAAGCCACGCACCAGCCUCCCCAGACAAAGUGGUACACGCCAAUUAAGGGUCGUCUUGACGCGCUGUGGGCCUUGUUGCGGAGACAGUAUGACCGGGUUUCCUUGAUGCGACCUCAGGAAGGAGACGAGGGUCGAUGUAUAAACUUCUCCCGAGUUCCAUCUCAAUAAGAAGAAACCAAGAGGACCAAGAUGGUAUGAGGGUGCCAUGCUUUUACAGUGCUGAUUUCCAACCAAAUGAAAAAAGUCAAGUGCAUUUCAAAAGCUCUUGAAGAAGCAGUUUCAUUCCUCUCCAUCAGGAAAUGUUUUCUUUGCUUUCUGCUUUACUUGCACCAAACAUUUUCAAACACUUGUUCUGCUAUCUACAAGGGAAGUGAUGAUACUCAGUAGUGACUCAUGACUCGUGACAUUGAAAAUAGAGGAAUGUUAAUCUGCAUGUUAUGCCUUAUACAAGAAAGUUUGUUUGAAUGUGUAGAAGUGGCGCAGCACCAGCGUUGUGAAGAUGGAGUUGGGAGUCUUUAACAUGGACAGUGGCACUUGUGUGUCAGUGUGGCAAGAUCUUUAGCCAUAGGCAGCGUAUGAAAAUUCCCACCAGGCUAAGAAAAUAAUGGAGUCCAUUGCCUUAUAGCUAUGUCAGAUCAUAAAAUCCUUCCAAGUCCCCAAUCACAGUGUGCCUUACGGGAAGUUUCUGACUAGAAAAUCUUGUCAUUCUAACAGAGAAGUGUACACGCAUGACAAAACGUAGACAGGAUGCCUCAAGGUAUUGGUAGCAAGAAGGAUUUUGCCCUUUAGUUUUCGAAGACACCUCUCUUUCAUUAUGCACGUGGGACAAGAAAAUUAAUAGAGCAUUAUUCCAAAGGAAGACAGCCUCUAACUAAAGACCUGGAGUGGAAUUUAAGGGACUCACGAUUUGAGGUCUUUUCUCUGAGCCUAGUGGAUUUACCCCCUUUGCCUGUGUUCAGGAUGUAAUAGUGCAUAAAGCAUUAAUAUCUGUAAACCUACCUAGGAGUUUGUUUUGCUUUUAAUUUAAAGGAAGCAAUAACCACAAAGCUUCCGCUCAGGGUUUUUUUUUUUUUUUCUUCUUCUGCUUCUUCUUUCAAGUCUCCAAGGGCUCCAGCGUCACAAGCCAGCAACUCUCUUUGCAUGAAAAUUUCAAAGUUUAAUUAAUAUAAUUAAAGGCAACAGCAAGCAGCAGCCUGUGAAGAUUUUGCUCAUCUUUUUUUAUGCCUUUUGACAUUGAAUGACCUAGUACUGUAUGUGCAUUACUUGGAUUUUGAGGAGUACUCUACCUUGGUUAUGAUUCAAUACCAGAAAAAGGCUUCCUUUCUUCAGUUUAUAAAUUAAAUUUCCAGGAGGGUUGCCAUAAAAAACCAUUGACAGUAUAUAUAUAUUAUAAUUUUUUAGAAACACCACCAUCGUGUCACAUCGAUGAUGCCAAAUUAUGUUAGUGUGAGCUGAGGCACUGUAGGGGAGGAAGAAGGCAGCAGCUGAAGAAAACAGCUCAAAUGAUCUAGUCACUUUCGAUACUGUACUUCAGAUGCGAAAUGGAUAUGCAACUCGAAACCUGACAAAGCGUGCCUGCUUUGACGUGAACUGGUAUAGACAAUGACCAGUGGCCGGGUCAGUGGGAUGUCUCUCUGCAAGCACAAAGGCUUAUCAAAUGACACUAAAAAUAAGUUCAACAACCAUCACAUCGGGAGGAAAAACGAACAUUUCGUGUUUGGUGGGCAUGUGAGUGCACAAGAUGGAAAGAACGAUUUGGAUCUUCCUGGUACAAUGAUCCCCAUUGUGCUCUUCAUAGAAAUUUUAAAGAAAGGGAAUGAUUCUGAUGGUUGGUGUCCAGGUUUCUGACACUGCUUCGAGAACCCUUAUGCACACACCACACACACACACACACGUAUACACUCACACAAAUACAUAUAUAUUCUCUAGCUUGAAUCUUUGGCUCAAGUUUAUUUAUGUCACUGGCUGGCUGGAUCCAACGUGAUGUGUCCACAUAUUCAUAAAUAAAAUUUUUACCUGUGCCUCUGUUAUCGUUUUCUUUAAGUCCACAGAAAGUUCAUGAUUUCUUUGACUUAACUAUACAGUUGUCCUGGUUAGUUUCAGGAAUGCAAUAGUAUUCAGUUGCAAAGUAACUAACACGUUCACAUAUGAUACUCUUGACAGCAUCCAUUUAAGCAGUACAACAUGGGAAGCCUGAUACAGUACGCCCAACACUUUUUGCAUUGAGUUCUUAUGAACAUUUGCUCUAUGUUUGCAUCUGGAGCAGGACCUAUUGCUACUUUUUUACAUUUCUGAUUAGUGCAUACCCAGUGAUGUUAUUUUAAGAGCAUCAAGGAUAGUACAAAAGGGCAGGCUGUGUUUCUUUAGUGGUUACUGUAAAUUUCUCUAGUGUCAUAGCACACUUGUACUUUGCUACAUGAGCAUUGUAGAUUAACCUGUACUUUUAAAUGGCAAAAUUGCUCUAUGGAGAUGUGUAAUGCAAAUUUCAAAUAAAAAUAAUAAAACUCUCAGUGAGGAAAGAGAUGGCAUUGAUCUACAUGGAGACUGAAAAAAGAAGUGCCAUUCACAAAGUUCAAACACAGAUGGAAUUUCAUUGUCCUUAAAGACAUUAACCAGAUCUGCAUUAUGCUUUUUCUCUGAUUAUGAUAACCAAGAAAUGGAAAGAAUUUAUUCUAAAAGAAUAGUUUACUUACCUAAGUAGUAGAUUAAAAAUCUCUACACCUUUCAACCAGGAAAAUAAACUAAAAUAAAGCCUGUUCU